Striga hermonthica is the source of this 1215-nucleotide messenger RNA. Lineage: Eukaryota; Viridiplantae; Streptophyta; Magnoliopsida; Lamiales; Orobanchaceae. The record is from the annotation of a GenBank genome assembly.
AUGUCCAGUGGCACCGAUGCCGACCCUUCUGCAGCAGAUUACAGUUCGGCUGACAGUGACAGUCUCUCUGCCCUUGAAGCUGAUGAAUUAGGGGUUUCUGAUUCUGAUGAUGAUGAUGAAGCCCAUCAAGAGCAUGUAAAGAAUGACACCCAAUCUUCUUCCUCCUUGCCUGAUAGAUGGCAUGUCUUGGGCCUCGGCCAAGCUAUGGUGGACUUUUCUGGUAUUGUUGAUGAUGGAUUUCUUGCUAGACUUGGGUUGAACAAGGGAACAAGGAAAGUAGUGAAUCAUGAAGAGAGGGGUAAAGUUUUACGGGCCAUGGAUGGAUGCAGCUAUAAAGCUGCUGCUGGUGGUUCUCUAUCUAACACAUUGGUGGCCUUGGCAAGGCUUAGUGGUCAAACCAUUGGAGGGCCUUCACUCAAUAUUGCAAUGACAGGCAGUGUUGGAAGUGAUCCGCUUGGUGGAUUCUACCGUUCGAAGCUCUGGAGAGCAAAUGUGAAGUUCCUCUCAACACCGGUGCAGGAUGGAACAACUGGAACCGUCAUUGUUCUCACAACUCCGGACGCUCAAAGGACCAUGCUCUCAUACCAGGGCACAUCUUCACGUGUGAACUAUUGUCCUAGCUUGGCGAGCUUAAUAUCCAAAACAAGUAUAUUGAUUGUCGAAGGAUACUUAUUUGAAUUUCCCGACACAAUUAAAACAAUUGCAAGGGCGUGUGAGGAGGCCCACAGAUGUGGAGCUCUAGUAGCUAUCACGGCUUCUGAUGUCACCUGUAUUGAGAGACAUUAUGAUGAUUUUUGGGAUAUUAUGGCAAAUUAUGCAGACAUCAUCUUUACAAACAGUGAUGAAGCCAGAGCCUUUUGCGGUUUUCCCUCAAACGAAGGCCCUGUUUCUGCCGCGAGGUACCUAAGCCAUUUUGUUCCGUUUGUCUCGGUAACAGAUGGCCCUAAAGGUUCGUAUAUCGGUGUAAAAGGAGAAGCUAUUUACAUUCCCCCAUCGCCAUGUGUCCCGGUAGAUACUUGUGGAGCUGGGGAUGCCUAUGCUUCUGGCAUAUUGUAUGGUUUAUUACGUGGCGCGUCCGAUUUGAGAGGUAUGGGCACCUUAGCUUCUAAGGUUGCAUCCACAGUUGUUGCACAACAAGGGACCCGGUUGAGAGUACAAGAUGCUGUCGAGUUAGCUGAAUCGUUUUCGUUCCAUCAUGAAAGUUCCACUAUGUGA